Molecule: messenger RNA, 1512 nt
Organism: Phytophthora nicotianae INRA-310
Lineage: Eukaryota; Oomycota; Peronosporomycetes; Peronosporales; Peronosporaceae
Product: beta-ketoacyl-acyl-carrier-protein synthase II
Exons: 10
Coding region: 130-1464 (444 amino acids)
Biological process (GO): fatty acid biosynthetic process
Molecular function (GO): 3-oxoacyl-[acyl-carrier-protein] synthase activity
Source: RefSeq, a predicted model, not a curated record
CAACUCUGUAGUCCCGCCUCAGCCUCAGUAAUCGAUGACAACGCCAACUACGAUGAGGUGUCGACCUCCACGAGGUCCGCGGUCCGUCAGAUUCGAUCCCGCCGCGUUCCUGGCCCCUUUGACAUCACGAUGCUUGUUGCACGACGUGGAUCUGCUUUGGCUCGCAGCCUCUCGACGCUUUCGUUCGCUCCUCCACCUCCGGUGCCACCUCGUCGUGUAGUGGUCACUGGCUUGGGUACUGUGACUCCGUUCGGAGUAGGCGUAGAACGCGCGUGGGAGCGCGUUUUAGACUCGCAAUGUGCCAUCCAGUCUUUGGACAUGCUCGUGGGCUCGGGACUCAAUUGCACGGUGGGGGCGACGGUGCCCAGAGAUGAUGGAGAUGGAGCAUUCCACACAAAGGACUGGGUUAAUCCAAAGAGCUUCCGCGCUCAGGAAGUAGACCAUGUCGCUAUGGCACUCGCUGCAGCUAGUGAAGCUUUGAAGGACUCGGGGUGGGAUCCCCAAUCGGACGAAGAGCGUGAACGAGCGGGUGUGGCUAUCGGUGCUGCUUGCGGCAACAUUCAGGAGGUCAUGAACGUUGGCGAACUCAUCAGAGAGAAGAAAUUUCGCCGCGUUACACCAUUUUUCGUGCCUCGCAUUCUCAUUAACCUGGCAGCAGGUCACGUGAGUAUUGAGCACGGCCUGAAGGGUCCGGUCCAUUCUUGCGUAACGGCGUGUGCUACUGGUAGCCACAGCAUCGGAGAUGCCGCUCGCUUCAUUCAACACGGAGAUGCAGACGUUAUGGUUGCUGGUGGCACAGAACCUACCAUUAACGAGAUGUCGAUCUGCGCUUUCGAUCGACCGCGAGCUCUGUCUACGAAGUACAAUGAUCGCCCGAAAGAAGCAUCGCGGCCGUUUGACUCGAAGCGCGAUGGCUUUGUCAUGGGCGAAGGCGCUGGAAUUGUCGUUCUCGAGGAAUAUGAGCACGCUAAGAAGCGUGGUGCCCGUAUCUACGCAGAGCUGCGGGGCUAUGGUCUUAGUGGAGAUGGUAGCCACAUCACAGCUCCUCUACAGAAUGGAGAUGGAGCUCGUAGAGCUAUGCAGUCAGCGGUUGCACAGUCCGGACUUGCGCUGUCCGAUAUUGGCUAUGUUAACGCAUACGCUGCGGGUACUCCUCUGGGUGACCGCGCUGAAAACGCGGCCAUCAAAACCCUGUUCGGAGAGCACGCUGACAAGCUUGCAGUAUCAUCCACGAAGGGGUCCAUCGGCCAUCUACAAGGUUCGGCUGGCGCUGUGGAGGCCAUCUUCGCGAUUAAGGCUCUGUACAACAAUGUGAUGCCUCCUACGCUCAACCUGACAGAGACGACCAAGGAGUUCACGCUCAACUACGUACCGAACCAACCACAAGAGAAGGAACUCCACGCUGUCAUGUCCAACUCAUUUGGAUUCGGAGGGACCAACGCUAGUCUCCUGUUUGCCAAGUAAUCACCACCCGAUCAAACCAUUCAAUACGAAACUUGUUUACAACUUCAA